GGUUUGUGGGAAGGAGUUGUUCUGUCCUUGUUUUGAUCGGAUCAGCUGAUAUUCUGCCUUCUUGUCUACCCUACGGUGGGAUGGUUACCUGCUCAGAUCUUUUCUGAAUCACAAAUCUUCGGCUCCCAGUUGACCAGAGUUACCUGGCUAUCGUAUGUGAGAUUAUCCACUUGUGCUUGCAGAAAGAUCGUUCAUGAUUUCAUCAGAUAGCGAAGAGGAACUGUACACUGAGAGGACGGCUCUGAUGUCAGCCAGCUCCUCUGCAAUGCCUUCCUAUCAGGAAAGGGAUGGGAUGCCUGGUGCUGCCAAUGUCCGGACUAACCGACGCCGAUUGGCAGCCAGUCAACCAGCAAAUCCUGCAGAGAGGAGCAAUGGCACCGAGAGUGGGCCUGCAAACAGAGAUACAGGUGGAGAGGGCGAGGAGGAAGAGGAAGAGGAGCUAAUUCUAAAGUAUGGGGCGAAGCACGUCAUCAUGCUGUUUGUUCCUGUUACGCUCUGUAUGGCAGUCGUGGUGGUGACAAUUAAAUCCGUCAGCUUCUACACACAGAAGGAUGGGCAACUAAUCUACACCCCAUUUACCGAGGAUACAGACUCUGUUGGACAACGUAUCCUUAACUCCAUCCUGAACACAUUAAUAAUGAUCAGUGUUAUUGUCGUAAUGACUAUAAUUCUUGUUUUUCUUUACAAGUAUCGAUGUUAUAAGUUUAUCCAUGGAUGGCUGAUUCUAUCCUCUCUCCUGUUGCUAUUCCUCUUCACGUACAUUUACCUAGGUGAAGUCUUUAAGACAUACAAUGUGGCCAUGGAUUAUCCCACCCUGAUCCUAAUCAUUUGGAACUUUGGAGCAGUAGGAAUGGUUUGCAUCCACUGGAAGGGACCUCUGCAGCUCCAGCAGGCUUACCUCAUCAUGAUCAGUGCACUGAUGGCCUUGGUCUUCAUUAAAUACCUCCCUGAAUGGUCAGCUUGGGUCAUUCUUGGUGCAAUAUCUAUUUAUGAUCUAAUAGCAGUGUUGUGCCCGAAAGGUCCCCUGCGUAUGCUUGUGGAAACAGCACAGGAGAGGAAUGAACCAAUAUUUCCUGCCUUAAUAUAUUCCUCCACAAUGGUUUGGUUGGUAACGAUGGCGAAGCGAAGUGUGGACACUGAGGAGCCUCUGAACUACACCUGUAAUGCAGAUAAUUAUCCUGAUGUGGAGAUUGAGGCAAAUCACCAGCCUACUGAAGGAUUGGAGAAUGUUGCUGAUUUGCCUCCAACUCAAAUCCAAGGGGUGCGCCAAUCAGCUGCCGGGGGAGAGGAACUCGAGGAAGAAAAGGGCGUGAAACUUGGCUUGGGGGACUUCAUCUUUUACAGUGUCCUGGUGGGCAAGGCUGCUGCAGGUGCCAGUGGAGACUGGAACACAACCUUGGCCUGCUUCAUUGCCAUUCUGAUUGGAUUGUGCCUCACGCUCCUGUUGCUGGCUGUGUUUAAGAAAGCCUUGCCAGCACUCCCCAUCUCCAUCACCUUUGGCCUGGUGUUCUACUUCUCCACUGACAACCUGGUUCGGCCUUUCAUGGACACUCUUGCUUUUCACCAGUUUUAUAUUUAAGAACUCGACUUAAACUCCACCUCACUUGGACUGCUGAUAGUAGGUGCAGGGUUGGGGAAAUUUCAGCACUGAUCUUAACCUUGUAGAGGUCCAGAAGAAAAAGAAAAAUCAUUUUAUAUAUUCAUAAUUUAAUGAUGCAAAUGUUAUAGCCAUUUUGAGUCUGACCAAUUGUGCAAGAUUGAAUUUUAAGAAGUGUCUUUAUAGAAAUAAAAGUAUGUUUAUUAGUAUCUAACAACCCCACUUUUAGUUAUGUAAGAGCACUCUGUCUCACACCAACCCCCACAAAGGAUUUAGAAUGUAAACAAGCAAAUGGAAUAUGAGCGUGCAGGAUGGAAAAUGUGCCAUGAGGUUUCGGACUUAAAUAUGUAGAAGCUUUUAUUUAUUUAGUGUUAGAGGAAUUUUGUGUUUUAGUUGGUCAGCAAGGUGGAUGGAAAAGUUUAGGGGAGCAAGGAGUUGGAAGUGAAGUGAGUUUAUUAACCUAGCAUUGAAUUGUCAUACUUUGAAUAUGAAGGUGAAAGAUGCUCUUUCAGUUUAUAUAACCUAUAAAAUGUAGAAUCAGUGCUCUCCAGUCAAUGUAAGAAUGGAGUCAUCUCUGUGCUGUGGCAGAAGUGGUACUGCAGAUGCUGGAGAUUAGAGUCAAGGUUAAAGUGAUGCUGGAAAAGCACAGCAGUCAGGUAGCAUCCAAAGAGCAGGAAAGUUGACGUUUUGGGCAAAAGUCCUUCAUCAUCUCUAUGCUAUGUUUAGUAGUGACUGUUUACUACAAGAUUCAUUCUGUUUGUCUAAUCAUGUGAAAGAACUAUAAAACAAAUGUUUAAUGUCACCUAAACUUGAUCAUGUGAUCACACUGGACUAUUUGUACCAAAUCAUGAUUGUAUGAGGAAAUGAUUUGUACCCAACCUCCCCAAAACAUUACCUCAGGGUUUUGUAAAGUUUAAGCAAGUAAAAUAGAAUUUUACAAUUA
This is a messenger RNA of Hemiscyllium ocellatum (epaulette shark), 2540 nucleotides long. RefSeq names its product presenilin 2 (gene psen2). Gene Ontology annotation, cellular component: apical plasma membrane; cell surface; Z disc. NCBI's taxonomy places the organism in Eukaryota, Metazoa, Chordata, Chondrichthyes, Orectolobiformes, Hemiscylliidae. Gene Ontology annotation, biological process: membrane protein ectodomain proteolysis; calcium ion transport; negative regulation of apoptotic process. Gene Ontology annotation, molecular function: aspartic endopeptidase activity, intramembrane cleaving. The transcript has 11 exons. The record is from RefSeq and is a predicted model, not a curated record. The coding region runs from base 194 to 1579 and encodes 461 amino acids.